UUGGCGAACAAAAAAAAGAAAUGAAAUAAUAAAACCCUAAUUUCUGAUGAGAAGAAUCUAGAGCUACGGGAUCUCCGAUCAUCUUCAAAUCCUCCGAUUUUGGUUGAAUCAACUAAUGGCGGAGGAGGCGACGGCGGUGGAUAUGAACGGCGACGACCGGAGCGAGACCAGCGACUACACCUCGGAGGACGAGGGGACCGAUGACUACCGGCGCGGCGGAUACCACGCCGUGCGCGUCGGCGACACCUUCAAACACGGAAGAUACGUUAUCCAGAGCAAGCUUGGCUGGGGGCACUUCUCCACCGUCUGGCUAGCUUGGGACACUCAGAAAUCAGUAUAUACAUGUAGCUUUGAAAGUACAAAGAGUGCGCAACACUAUACAGAAGCAGCAAUGGACGAGAUCACUAUUCUAAAGCAAAUUGCCGAAGGAGAUCCGGACGAUAAGAAAUGUGUGGUGAAGCUUUUGGAUCACUUCAAGCAUUCAGGGUCAAAUGGGCAACAUGUUUGCAUGGUCUUUGAGUACUUAGGUGACAAUCUUUUGACCUUGAUUAAGUAUUCAGACUACAGAGGGGUGCCUCUUCACAUGGUUAAAGAAAUAUGCUUACACAUUUUAGCGGGAUUGGAUUAUUUGCACCGGCAACUGUCGAUAAUACACACAGAUCUGAAGCCAGAGAACAUAUUACUUCUUUCAACGAUAGAUCCAGCUAAAGAUCCUAGAAAAUCAGGUGCAGAACUUAUACUCCCCUCCAAUAAAAGCAAGAUUGUGUCAGAGCCGGAGGCAUCUAAAGAUGCUAAGGUUUCUCGUGGUGAUCUGACUAAGAACCAGAAAAAGAAGAUCCGGAAAAAGGCUAAGCGAACUGCUCAGAAGUGUGCUGGGAAGGAAGAAACUGAGCCAGAUAAUGAGGCAAGUGGACCUGAAGAAUCUCAGAGGGAUGAUAAUGCCAAUGGAAGGUCCAUUGAAAAACGAAGCAAUAAAUCAGUUACCGAAGCAACUAGUGGUGGGGAAAAUGGUGCAUGCCAAGGAACAAAGGGCAACAAGAGAGGCAGCCGGUCAGCAAGGCAGAAGCUCUUGGCUGAGGUUGAACUGAAAUGCAAAUUGGUGGAUUUUGGAAACGCCUGCUGGACUUACAAGCAAUUCACCAGUGACAUUCAAACUAGGCAGUAUAGGUGCCCUGAGGUCAUUUUAGGAUCCAAGUACUCUACGUCUGCUGAUAUGUGGUCAUUUGCCUGCAUUUGCUUUGAGCUCGUCACUGGAGAUGUUCUUUUUGAUCCACAUAGCGGUGACAACUACGACCGCGAUGAGGAUCAUUUGGCGCUGAUGAUGGAGCUUCUUGGGAUGAUGCCACGCAAGAUUGCAUUGGGUGGGCGAUAUUCACGAGACUUCUUCAACAGAUUUGGAGAUCUGAGGCAUAUCAGAAGAUUACGGUUCUGGCCUCUCACUAAGGUUCUCAGAGAAAAAUACGAGCUCAACGAGAAGGAUGCAACUGAGACGGCUGAUUUCCUUACUCAGAUACUAGAUUUUGUGCCCGAGAAAAGGCUGACAGCAGCUCAGUGUCUUACUCAUCCAUGGAUCAGUGGAAGGCACAUCACCCCUUCUAAUAAACUCGAGGAGGUGGAGAAUGGUGGCCCCGAGAACAGGACUGAGAAGGAUGCGACAGAGACAAUGGAAGUCCGAGUGGGGAACAUCGUUAUCGACACUAAAUCAAAAGAUUCCAAAUCUGUGGUAAGCUCUGUAGCACCAUAUUAAAUUUUGAUCAGGCAAGCUCUUUGAUUUCUACGGGGACUCCUUUCCGGCGCUUCCUCGAUAUCCCGUAUGAACGGCCAUUUUCUCGUUCGUCUGGAUUAUGUCGAGGAUGAUGAUCAGUUACCAAUUCUUUCAAUUGUCGAAUGCAAAAGGGAGAAUUAAGGGUGGAAAGACAAAUCCUAACUUGCGUUUGACAUAUUACCACACUGAACAGAUGUCUGUAAAAUGUUCGAAUUCUUAUGGUUGGUGGAAUUUGUCACUUUAUUGAUCUAGGCUUGGUUUUUUUUUUGGGAACUUAAUUUGUACUAGUACUAUAAUUGUGUUCCUUUUUGAGUUUGUCGGAAUAGUUGGAUGUUGGAAGGAAAUUAUACUACUAUUUUCGAGUA
Salvia splendens (bonfire salvia) is the source of this 2130-nucleotide messenger RNA. Its product is annotated as SRSF protein kinase 1. Bases 116 to 1747 code for a protein of 543 amino acids. Gene Ontology annotation, molecular function: protein serine/threonine kinase activity; ATP binding. Lineage: Eukaryota; Viridiplantae; Streptophyta; Magnoliopsida; Lamiales; Lamiaceae. The transcript has 4 exons. Gene Ontology annotation, biological process: spliceosomal complex assembly; regulation of mRNA processing; peptidyl-serine phosphorylation. The record is from RefSeq and is a predicted model, not a curated record.